Messenger RNA from Helianthus annuus (common sunflower), 619 nucleotides. RefSeq names its product transcription initiation factor IIA subunit 2. NCBI's taxonomy places the organism in Eukaryota, Viridiplantae, Streptophyta, Magnoliopsida, Asterales, Asteraceae. The transcript is spliced from 4 exons. Bases 117 to 437 code for a protein of 106 amino acids. Gene Ontology annotation, biological process: RNA polymerase II preinitiation complex assembly; transcription initiation at RNA polymerase II promoter. The record is from RefSeq and is a predicted model, not a curated record. Gene Ontology annotation, molecular function: RNA polymerase II general transcription initiation factor activity; TBP-class protein binding. Gene Ontology annotation, cellular component: transcription factor TFIIA complex.
AAUGCUUUCCCAAUCCAUCUAUAUAAAGGCAGAGCUACAAAAACUAGGGUAUAAAAAGCAGAUCUCAUUCUCCCUCUUCCGAACCUCAACGACCAGAAAAAAAAAACAGGUCUUUCAUGGCGACGUUCGAGUUGUACCGUAGGUCAACAAUUGGAAUGUGUUUGACAGAAACAUUGGAUGAGAUGGUUUCAAGUGGGAUUCUUGGCCCUGAGCUUGCUAUCCAAGUGCUUGUUCAGUUUGACAAGUCAAUGGCUGAAGCACUGGACACUCAGGUUAAGACCAAGGUGUCAAUUAAGGGGCAUUUGCACACGUACAGAUUCUGUGACAACGUGUGGACUUUCAUUCUUCAAGACGCACUCUUCAAGUACGAUGAAUUUCAGGAAAAUGUUGGACGAGUUAAGAUAGUGGCAUGUGACUCAAAGCUGCUUGUUCAGUGAGAUCUGUUUGUCUCUAUGGUUUUCAAGGUAAAUUUUAGUGUAGAACAAAUGUGGUGGUUGUUCCUCUGUUGUAUCUCUUGGAACAGAGUGAAUUUGAAACUAUUUGCUCAGAUAAUACUCAGUUGUGUGAGAUCUAAUUGGAGUUCCGUUUCUUGCUUUAAAUUGUUUUCUCCAUUUUGGCA